UGUGUUGGAGAAGACAACUAUUUUCUCUUUAGCUUACUCUGAUAAAAUGAAAUUGGCUAUAAAUGAUUUUCUCUCUUUUCCGAGUCCUUAAUGCACGAAUUAAAACUAUUUAAAACCAUCCAAAAGAAUCUAAUUUACAGCCGAACUGUCUCAGAUUCUUAAAACAUCUUUCUCUGACAGAUAAAGCGUGAGACGCCAUCCUAAAGCUUCACAUACUGCCAAAGAAAACUCAUUUUUAUGAUGAAUAGUGCAUUCUUCAGCACAAAGUUUUGAUUUACCGAGGCUCCAAGAAGUGCCAUAAUUUGAAUGCUUGUCUCUCCUCCCCACAGGGCCUCCUGCCUGACCUGGUGGUGGCCAAUCCGCGCCUGUCUGACCUGUGGGGAGCCGCCACGUCAUUCAUCUCAGCCCUCGAUUGGAAUCAGCCGAUCCUCAUCCAUGACGAGUCGCCUCAGGCCCUCCAGGUGGCCCACAUUGCCAACAGGGACGGCAAGCACGACACGAUGGGCCUCUCCCUCUCCGCCAACCUCCCGAGACACCACUUCCAGAACCGGCUGAGCGGGAUCCUGCACACGGUGCGAAGACUCAUCUUCGUCUCCGGCACAGUCAACUUCGUGAAAGUGGUGUUCAGCCACGGCGAGGACCUGGACAUGUUCAACGGGGAGUACAUUUGGAUCUUGCUCGACAUCCCCCUCCCCGGCAACCUCUCGGAAUCCCUGCGUCCAGGCCUCCUCAGUCUUCGCCCAGACUAUUUACGAACCCCCCAAAGACAGUUACUUGUAAACUUUGUUAAGUCGUCAAUAUCUGUGAUAUCGGAGUUUUUCAAAGAAACUAACAUGACGUCGCCAGCCGUGCUGUCGCCGUCAGCGCCUACACAGUGUCAAGUGCCUUACAGGAAUCUGUCCACGAGUCAGUUUGAAAUACACAGACAACUCAAAGAGAAGCUAGAAUCAAGCAGAAUAUCUCAGAGAUCGUUACCGGGUGUGACUCCCUUUUUCCACGUCGAGAAUCUGGUGAAAACGGGUGCAAGUACCCAGUGGAAGCGGGUUGGGUACAUUAACGGGUCGGAGGUGCAAAUUAAUGCUAUUUUCUGGCCCGGACGAGGGUACAAGGGCGUCUCCGAGCAGAACAAGAGGCUGCGGGUGGCGCUGGCCGAAGCCCCGCCCUUCGUCAUGACCUCCUCCCUCAUCGAGAACGCCACCUGCCUCCUAGGCGUCGUCUGCCUCAGGGUUUUCUCGCCGGAAGUGGCGGCAACCUUCGCCGACAUGGAAAGAGAGGUCGUGAACGCCUCAAGGGGCUACGAAGUGGUCUGCUGCAGCGGCCUCUCUGUCGACCUCAUGAUUAACGUGGCCACCGACCUUGAAAUUGAGCUCCAGGUGUACCUCGUAAUGGACCGCACCUUCGGGGCGCCGCGCACCUCCGGCUGGACUGGCAUCGUCGGGGACCUCCUAGAUGGCUCUGCAGACCUGUCCUUCGCGCCGCUCUCCGUCACCGCCCAGCGCGCCAGACACCUCGACUUCUCAGACCCUUACUUUUUCUCCUCCAUCUCCAUUCUCUCCUCCACCAAGUAAGUACAACCCUAACUUUCCUUCCACCUGU
Messenger RNA from Eriocheir sinensis (Chinese mitten crab), 1596 nucleotides. Its product is annotated as glutamate receptor ionotropic, NMDA 3A-like. Gene Ontology annotation, biological process: ionotropic glutamate receptor signaling pathway; modulation of chemical synaptic transmission; synaptic transmission, glutamatergic. Gene Ontology annotation, molecular function: NMDA glutamate receptor activity; transmitter-gated monoatomic ion channel activity involved in regulation of postsynaptic membrane potential. The transcript has 4 exons. Lineage: Eukaryota; Metazoa; Arthropoda; Malacostraca; Decapoda; Varunidae. The record is from RefSeq and is a predicted model, not a curated record. Bases 501 to 1568 code for a protein of 355 amino acids. Gene Ontology annotation, cellular component: postsynaptic membrane; plasma membrane.